Pelodiscus sinensis (Chinese soft-shelled turtle) is the source of this 2175-nucleotide messenger RNA. The record is from RefSeq and is a predicted model, not a curated record. Lineage: Eukaryota; Metazoa; Chordata; Testudines; Trionychidae.
AGCCCCAUACUGCGCAUGCGCAAGAGCCGCAUUGUGCAUGCGCGCACCGCGAAUGAACAGGGUGCAUGGCUGAAAUCUGCUCGCCACGGGCAAGUAGAUUGUAUUGUUUGUCGAGGCCUGAGCAUUUCCACCUCUCCAAUUCUGAUUUUCCAGUCUGGGAAGAAAGUUCCAGUGUGCCUCUUUCAGAAGAUGCCGGAGUUCCUAAAGACGUGCACGUUAUUCACCUUUCCCAGCCAUCCCUCGUUGAUGUCAGUGAAACGGCCCUUGCGAUCCAUCAGUGCCAUCAAAAAUGCCCUGCACAUAGAUUCACCCCCCACCACUCCAAUCGCAACCAACAGCUACAUCCGAGGGGUAACACACAUUCCACUGCUCACCAAAACCAUGGGGCAGUGCCUGGAGGAGACAGUCCAUCGGUUUCCAGACCGCGAGGCCCUGGUGUUCUGUCAAGAUGGGGUUCGAAAGACAUUUGCUCAAUUCAUGCAAGAUGUGGACCAGGCAGCAGCUGGACUUCUGGCUAUUGGCCUGAAGAAGGGCGACCGGCUGGGCAUGUGGGGUCCCAACAAGUAUGAAUGGGCUCUCAUGCAGUUUGCAACAGCUCAGGCAGGAAUCAUCCUGGUGUCUGUGAACCCUGCCUAUCAGGCCCAGGAGCUGGAGUUUGUGAUCAAGAAGGUUGGCUGUAAGGCCCUGGUGUUCCCCACUCAGUUUAAAACACAGAGAUAUUAUGAGAUCCUGAAGCAAGUUUGUCCUGAGCUAGAGAAAUCCAGUCCAGGGGGAAUAAAGAGCAAAAGGCUGCCAGACCUAUCAAUUGUAAUCACCUUGGACUCCAAGCUGCCUGGCACGUUCCAGAUGAGCGAGGUGCUGCAGGCUGGGGACAGCAGCCAUAUGAAGCAGUUACGAGAAGUCCAGCGGACUCUGUCCUGUGACGAGCCCAUCAACAUCCAGUUCACUUCCGGCACGACUGGGAGUCCCAAAGGGGCCACUCUCUCUCAUAGAAACGUGGUGAAUAAUGCCAAUCUGAUUGGGUUGAGGAUGAGACUCGAUCAGCGGGAGUCCCGUUCUGCCCUCCCUGUGCCCCUCUACCACUGCCUGGGCUCGGUUGGAGGCUGUAUGGUGAUGGCUCUGCAUGGCACCUCUGCUGUCUUCUCCUCCUCGAGCUUCGAGGGGAAAGCUGCGCUGGAGUCAGUGGCUCAAGAAAAAUGCUCACUUUUACUCGGCACUCCAACCAUGUUCAUAGACAUGCUCGCCCAGCCUGACUUUGACAGCUAUGACCUCUCGUCUCUCCGGGGAGGGGUCAUUGCAGGGUCCCCUGUUCCCCCUGAGAUUAUGAAGAAGAUUAUGCUCAAGAUGAAAAUGCAGGAAAUGGUGGUAGCCUAUGGGACCACAGAGAAUAGCCCUGUCACCUUCAUGGGAUUCCCAGAGGACAGCAUCUCCCAGAGAACUGAGACGGUGGGAUGCAUCUUCCCCCACACCGAGGCCAAGAUUGAGAAUCCCGAAACUGGGGAGAUCGCCCCUCUGAACAGCCCCGGGGAGCUCCACAUUCGAGGCUACUGCGUCAUGCUGGGGUACUGGGAAGAUCCCAGCAAAACCAGGGAAGUGAUCACUGAGGACAGAUGGUACAAGACUGGUGACAUGGCUGUCCUGGACGAGUAUGGCUACUGCAAAAUUGUAGGACGUUGCAAGGACAUGAUUAUCCGUGGAGGGGAGAACAUUUACCCUGCAGAAAUUGAGCAGUUUCUACACACCCACCCCAAGAUUGAGGAGGUGCAGGUGGUUGGUGUGAAGGAUGAGCGAAUGGGAGAAGAGAUCUGUGCCUGCAUCCGAGUGAAGUCUGGGCAGGAGUGCACGGCAGAGGAAAUCAAAGCAUUCUGCAAAGGGAAGAUCUCUCACUUCAAGAUCCCUCGAUACAUAGUGUUUAUGCAGAACUAUCCGCUCACCGUCUCAGGAAAGAUUCAGAAAUACAAGUUGAGAGAGCAGAUGGAGAAGCAACUCCGGGUCUGAACACAAAGAUGGAGGAUCGAAGAGAAUUGUGAAUGGACCCAUCUGGGUCAUUCUGGUGUCUCUCCAUCCACACCAAGCCAAGAACAGCAGCCGGGAGCUGAUCUCCACAAACCUGCCCCUCCCACCCAACCUGAUCAUACUUUCAAUUAAAAUAAAGACAACCGCUUGUUUUUCCAA